This is a messenger RNA of Falco peregrinus (peregrine falcon), 7354 nucleotides long. RefSeq names its product sprouty RTK signaling antagonist 3 (gene SPRY3). Gene Ontology annotation, biological process: negative regulation of Ras protein signal transduction; negative regulation of MAP kinase activity; animal organ development. The record is from RefSeq and is a predicted model, not a curated record. The transcript is spliced from 2 exons. The coding region runs from base 389 to 1309 and encodes 306 amino acids. Gene Ontology annotation, cellular component: cytosol; membrane. NCBI's taxonomy places the organism in Eukaryota, Metazoa, Chordata, Aves, Falconiformes, Falconidae.
AAGGUGACAGAGCCCGACAGUCGCCACCGGCCCUUUGCAGCCGAAGCCGCCGCGCUCCCCGCACCACCUGCCCCAGCGCCGGCCGGGCGCGGCGGCACCGCGAUGCCCUGGCGGCCGGGGUCCCCGCGGUCCCGGGGGGGGGGCGGCGGGCUGUCCCGGUGGGCGCAGGGCGGGAAGCGGAGCCCGAGGCAGACGGAAACGUUUAAAUAGUGCCUGCUGCAUCCCGCAGCCCCGGCGCUGCUCGCGGCUCCGUUGCAGUCAUUAUCUGGGGAGCGGAUGCCCAGGGCUCUAUGGGGACUGCUAAUGGGCCGAUUCAAUUUCAGCUGGAUGACGCCACUUAGGAUUUUUAGAUGUACCCUGAUGCCGCAGGGUCUCCUGGCUCCUGGAAAUGCAGCUCUCUUCCAGUGUGGCUGAACUCAGUUGUGACGAGACAAUGGACCCACCCGCUGAGGACUUCCAGCAGGUCCUGUCCAUUGACCAAAUCCGCUCCAUCCGUGCCAGCAACAACUACGUGGAGAGACCGGCUGUCUGCUUCCAGCAAGCCCGCUCCAACCCAUCCCUGUCCCAGGCACCACACAAGCAAGAGUGGUCCCAGGACCGCCUGGCGUCUUCCACCUUCCAGGACCUGCACCGCAGCCACAGCCAACAGCACCAGAUGCCGCCUUUGCAGCAACACAUGAGCCAUUCCAGCACAGCCAGCUCCGUCUCCCAGAGCACCACCGCCUCCGACCAGCGCCUCCUGAGCAGCCUCACGCCCUCCCACUCCGGGCACUCCCUCAUCCGGACGCAGCCCCGGGCUGGCGAGCUGAAAGUGGAGGAAUCGCCGCUGAAAGGGGUGGCGGACAAGCCCACCCUCCACACCGGCCACCUCUUCAUCUGCGAGGAGUGCGGGCGAUGCAAGUGUGCCCGCUGCACAGCUGCCCGCAGCCUGCCCUCCUGCUGGCUCUGCAACCAGCGCUGCCUCUGCUCUCCCGAGAGCCUGCUCGACUACGGGACUUGCCUCUGCUGCGUCAAGGGUCUCUUCUACCACUGCUCCACUGACGAUGAGGACACCUGCGCUGAUGACCCCUGCUCCUGCGGGCCGGGGUCCUGCUGUGCCCGCUGGGCUGCCAUGAGCUUCCUCUCUCUCCUCAUGCCCUGCCUCUGCUGCUACUUUCCUACUCUGGGGUGCCUCAAACUUUGCCAGCGGGGUUAUGAUGGCCUGAAACGACCCGGCUGCCGCUGCCAGAGCCACACCAAUACGGUCUGCAGAAAGAUCUCCUCCUCCAGCGGCACACCUUUCCCCAAGACGCUGGAUAAGCCGGUAUGACCCUCCCGGGGAGGAGAAGCAGGAUUUGCUCCUUUUCCACCGCCUCCUCCUCCUCUCCCCUUCCCUCCAUCCCCCUACUCCUUCAGCUCCCUCUGCUCUGCAGCGCUCCCUGCUACCCACCAUCACCUCCCAGGAAUGAGACAGGUGAACUGUGGGGGUCCCCCAGCCCCUGGGAGCAGAAAGGCAGCUGGGUGGCCGGGGGAGCUGGCACCCAGCUGGUGGGAAACGGCGGUUUUGCACACCUGGGUGAGGGACCAGGAGAGGCAGGGAGAGCUGCAGGUGCCCUCUCCGGUCAUGCCCCACAUAGAAGGGCGACCUGAGGGGUCCUUGGGACUCUGCUCUCAGAGGGUUUUAGGAGCUGCCACUGCCCCCCUGUGUGGUCCUUCCUGAUAUGGGGAAGAGGCAGGUCAACGCAUCCCCUGUGCAAGAGUCCUCCAGGAGCCAGACCUCUUUCUCUCUCUCUUUAUCUUGCUCCAGCACUUUUUGUGGGUGGCCUCUCUCCUCUCAUGUGGCCACAGGUCUGCUUUCCCCAAGGGAUGGGGUGCCACAGGGUCCCACUGGUGCCAGUGGCUUCCCUCUAGGCUUGGAAGCUGCUGGGAGAAGCAAGUGAGCUUCAAAAUGAGGUGCCAUCAUAUUUUUCUGUCUCAAAGAGGAAGGGAAGGUGUGGGAAGCUUUAGAAACCUUCUGGCAGGGGAAGGAGCUAUCGGAGGCAGCCCAACCCACUCGCUUCUGCCCGACUGCAGCGAGGGAAAGGUCCCCUCUGGGAUUUGGCUGAGAACAAGAAUCUGGUUUGAAAUUGCCAUUCAUUUCUCAGUGCCUCGAAGGGCUGCCUCCGGAGCUCCAACCCUGGCGGAAUGGGAGCUGCUGCCUAGCUCCAUCCCACUACUGAGCAGAUGCGACAGGCACCGGCUCCUUGAUCAAGCCUCCAGAACCCCGAUCUGGUACCUUCCACCAGCACUGAAUUCACUUUAAAAAAAACAACCAAACAACUGAAGACCCAACGCCUCACACUGCUCUCCCUGUCAAUUAGUGCCAGUCCUGGGGGACUCCUCAGCAGGGACUCCUGCAGCCCCUGCUUCGGGCUGGAGGGAAGUGGAGAGCAGGAGGGGGUGUUGAAAGACAGGAGCCUGACCUUCCCUCCCAGCAGAAGCUGCCUUUGAGUCCUCACCUGGUUUUCCAGCAAGGAAACCACCACCACCAGUGUCGUGCCGGCAGGCAAACCCUGCUGGCACUGCUGCAGGUGUUCUGCAACGGUGGCUGCCUGUGGCAAACGGGAGAUGGGUCUGAACCAAGCCCCGGGGCUGGGCCAUCUGUAGACCAGAAGGAAACCCAAAUUGGGGUCAGUGCUUCAUGGUUUACUUGCUGGGAUGAUAAUGAGCCCAACCCGUUGCUGCAGUCGGGGGUUGCUCCUCCCUGGUCCUGGGCACAGCCCCAUCUUCGCUUGCAAACGCACGGCGCCAGCUCUCAGUUGUGACCCUGCUGACAUCGGCUGAUCUGUCAGGGCAGUUUGGAGCCAGAAUGGUGUCCCGGUGCUUGGCUCUGCCUGCCUGUCCCCCCUCUGAGGUGUGUGAGUGCAGAGUGAAGCGAAUGGUCCUCCUGGAGAAAUAUAUGCAAUGUGUCCCUUGGCUUCCUCCAAGACCCUGCUAUCCAGGGCUCAUCCGUCGCCUUCCCUCAGCCACCUCUUUACGUAGAGUUCUGUGGAUCUAUUUUUGUAUAUAUAAAUAUAACAUUAGGAUGGCUAGGUCUAUUACUAAUAAUAUUCAUGAUACUGCUGUGAAUGGUGCCAGAUGCAAGGUUUGGCUUCCUGGUACACUUGCACAUGCUGGAAGAUGAUUUCCCAGUCUGUUUAUCACUAAUCCUAGACCUUUAGUUCCUAGGUAGUCGGGAGUGGGGGAGUGUCCCUGGGUGGGGGGGGCUCUGCAGAGAGAGGGUAGGAUUUAGUGCUGGCUGUAGGGUGAGGGAGGAGGUAGACUCUCACCAUGGGAUUCCUCUUUCCAUACAUUUGCUAUCUAAAAGUCGCGGCUGAUCCAAGCUUCCUCUGUUGCAGAGAAAAGCAGUUCCAAAGAGUGAUUCAUCCAGCUUGAAAACAUUAUUCAUUAAAUUUUGUUCUGGUGGUGCUUAUCUCCCUUGACUCAAAUGGGACCCAAACACUGAACUCAAGGUUUCCUGUGGAAAGGGAGAUGAAUCCCAUCCCUGGUGUGAGGUUUGUGCCUGGGGCGUGUUACAGACAUGACCGAAACCCUCACCCUGAUUUCACCUACAGCCUGAGUGGGGGUGUUGGAAGAUGCUUCCUCUGGCCAAAAAUGGAGAGCCUGCUUCCAUAAGCUGUGGGGAAUUCGGGAUGAUGCUCUGGGUUACAGUGAGGAUUUCCUGGCAUUAGGAAGGGAGAGGGCCAUGUCUGUGCAGUUUGCCCAUCCCUUGAGGACAGCCCUGGACUCUGAAAUCGUUUGGGUUUUAAGGCAACGACCUUCAUAGAGGAUGCCCUGUAGGUGUGUGUACCUCCGUAAGAUUGGUCCGUGUCUCUGUGGCAGCAGUUAUGAAAUAUAUUGCAAACAUAUUUAUCCAUAUGCCAAUAAUUGCUUGGCUCCCUACUUCCAAGCAGUGUUCGGGGGAGAGACUUCCAUCAAGAGGCACCCUUCCUUUUGAAUGCUCGGUUCACUUUUCUGUUGGUGCUGAUUAAACUCCUUCUUCCUGAAAAGUAUAGAACUUUUUUAGGGGAAAAAAAUGUCUCCUUUUCACUGAGGAUUUGAGGAACUGCCUCAUUGGAAUGAGAAUGUGAAAUAGUUCAUUGAAACUUUUUAAAAAAACCUAAUGAACAGAAUUUUCCAACUUGCUCUACUUUGAUUUAUUUUUUUUCUCCUUUUUAAAUGGAUCCUACUCAUAAAUUUAGUUACCACCUCUGUAUCUUUGCAAUUCAUUGCUUCCUCUCCUGAUGGUGGAAUGACUCAACAUGUGAAGCUUCAUCAUUUUCACGGCCUCCCAAGUCAUGCAAGCACGGGGUGACCUCCCCCAGGUGCUGGAGCUGUGGGAUGAGAAGAUGGCUGUCCACAUACCAGCUCCCCAGAGCCAGUUUUCCUUGGCAGUAGCACGGCGAGGCGGAGCCCUGCACUACUAUUGCAGCAUAUUUACCUUCAGUAAUUGGUAGGAGGCCAGGACGCCUGCCAGUAGCCUUCUACCUAAUGGGCUUUUUCUGGGUCAGUGCAGAAGUCCCACUUCUACCAGGGAAUCAUGCCAUAGCCUGGGUGCAGGGCUGAGGAGUCUGACCAGGUCUCCUGGAUGUCUCAUCUCCAAGAAAUGACAACCCUCUGAGAUAUAUUUUAUGAAAUACAGGUCAUGUAGAAGGGAACUGGAGAGGAGGAGAGCCCAGAUGGGCACUGAGGUCCGGCAGGCCAGCGCAGGGCUUUGCUUUGACUGUGUUGAGGGCAAAAUGCAAAGCUGCACCCAGACCUUGCAUUCGUGUGGGCUAGAGAAGUUUGGAGCUGUUGGGCCCUACUCUGCUCGUAGGGGCAGGUGGCUUCACGUGGGGUUACUGCUUCCCACCCCACCAGGGGGGGUCAGCCAGCUCCCAUUCUUUGCUCUCAGCAGAAAGGACAGGUUGGGAUUUGCCAAAAGCUCUCCAAGGAGGCCAGGUCCGGGGCACCGCGCUCAUCUGGGGUCAGGAAGGCUGAGGGUAGCCUCAGAUCGUGAGGUUUUCCCUGAGCUUUUCCUAACAUCUUCAGACCAGAUCUAUCCUGCUCCCUUCCCAUCUCUGGCUGCCAGAUAGUUUCAUUUCCCUGCAGAGACGACUCCAAUUUUGGUUGGGGUUGAGAGCCCCUUUCCUGCCCCACCCUGCAAUGAGUCAGAUAACAUCUGCUCCAGAUGUUUGUUUGCAGCUGCUUGUCCUGGCAGUUUGGGUUUCUCUCUGUCCUGACGUGUCUUUUUUGGUUUUCUUUUGGGAGAGUCACAUGCUGAGUUCACUGUUUUCCCUGCACCCCAUGAUUUGACGAGGAUGGAUCCACUUUGCGAGGGAACGUUGUUUGUUUUUUGCCAGGAAACUUGCAAGGCUGUAGGGCAGAUUUAGACAAGGGAAGAGAGUCUCAGGUGCCAAAGGAGCAGGAGGCAGGAGUUGCUGAGCAGGACCAGGGCUCCCCCUCCUCUGCUGCCCAUGCAGGACCCCCCUCUUCCCACCCAGACCUCCAAAGGUCCAUCCGUGCAGGAGCUCCUGCUGGUGCUUGCUUUCUCUGAGGCUUCCCUUGGUCCCACUCCCCUCCUUCCCUACUGGCAAACGUGAGAUCAGUCCCAGCACUGCUGAGGAGGGGUCACCGGGGACCAAGGUGGGGUCUCUCCCAUCCCAGCUCCCCAACCCACCUGGUAGAAGGACAGAAGUGGUCCUUGGGCUGCUGUCUGCCCAUCCCUGAGAAACAUCAGUGCCAGCCAAGUCCCUCAAAGGACAAGGUAGGGAAGCUCUUUGGGACUCUCAAAUUCCUGCAGAAUCCCAUUGAAUUUGCUCUUCCCCAUGCCCAUGUGUGAACCCAAAGACUGGCAGGCAAGUGUCAUCGACCAUGAGAUGCCAAAGCACAGAAUAACAGUUUAGUGCAAUAAAGAGGCAUGAGCGGUGGGGGGAGAGGAGCUGCUGCCAGAUUUGCGUGGCUGGGCUGCACAGGGAAGGAGCAUGCCAUGCCCCAGACUUGCUGUUUCCAGCACCCGCUCUCUUAGGCUGCUCUCUGCCUCAGGCCCUCGGGUGUUUUGAGGCCGGAGGAAGCUGGAAGGUCUUCAGAUAUUGGAAGGUCUAACUUCUUUGUGAUCAGCUUGUGAGGAAAGUAGGUAAGGGAUGAUGUACCCCCACCCCAAAGCCCAUUCUUGGUUUUUAGUAGGGUCCAGUUCAGGCUUGUCUUCUUCAAGGAGCCCAUGGAGCCCAGGCCUGCGGGAUGCUCGCAGCAGCUGGAGGCUGCUGGUCAGCAUCUGGCCUGUGUGGGCCAAACCAGAGCUGUGAUCUCUUUGGGCUCAGUCUGCUUCUGGGUAUUUCUCAGUGAGCAUCGGGAUCUCCUGCAAACUCCAGAGUGCAGGUUGUGAGCUUGCGUGGGUGAGAUCUGCUGUCCAGCUUGGGGUGAUGCUGCAGGAGAAUCCCCUGAGGGUGUAAGCCAGGGAGGCUGAGGGGUGCCCUUGCAGGGGGGCUGCAGGUGGGAGGGUUGUUGGAUGGAUGGGACAUCACACGUCUCCCUGGGGCAGUGGAUGUGCGAGUGCUGGGUGAGGGGAAGCAGCGCAGGGUCUCUCGCUGGGUCUCUCUCCCGCUGCACCUUCCUGCAGCACCCCAAGGGGCUUCAGCACGAGCAGGACCAAACCCAGCCCGGCAAGCUGGCCUGGGCACUGGGGGUGAGGUUUCUCAUGCCCUUUGUCCCAACUGCAGCAUCAGCUGAAUGGAGUGUUGCUAUCCCAGAGCUGGCACGGCUGGUCCCCGUCUUGCUCUUGCUGCCGCUCAGCCCUGGCACAGCCCCUUUCUCCCUUCCCCCGUCCCCUCUGCCCAUCCUUUCCAGCGGUUCCCUCAGGCCCUUGCGAUGCUCGGCGGACAGGCAGCGGCUGCGCAGCCUCCUGCCUCCCCAGGUGUCCUCAGCACAACAUUCUCCUUAAAAGACGGAUCACCCUUGGCUUCAAAGGAGGGCCUCGUACCAAGAACCGAAGCCUCUAAUUCUCCAUUUAAUUGGUACCAAGGCAUUCUGUACAGUGUAUAAAGAGAUUCCCUCCCCCGCCUCUCUUUGUUUGGGUUCCUUUCUAUAAGGUAUAAUAUAUGUUUAUAACCUGAUGGCUGUUUUUUGACAAUACUCUUGUACCUUUUAAGGGAAAAAAAUAAAAAAAACCCCAAAGUAUUUAUUUGAAAAGUUUAUUUUAAAGAUAAGAAAAAAAAAUAACCUAUUUAUUUUAAUGCACCCUUUUCUGUUCAGUUUUCUUCUCUUGCAAAGCUAAUUAACUGUUACUGAACCACUGCUGAGAUGAAAGAAGUAAUGCUGUGGGUGGCUUCACAAGCCCACUUAGAGCAACUAUUCAAUAAAAAUAUAUAUUAAUUUUGAA